Cotesia congregata is the source of this 2355-nucleotide messenger RNA. The record is from the annotation of a GenBank genome assembly. Lineage: Eukaryota; Metazoa; Arthropoda; Insecta; Hymenoptera; Braconidae.
AUGGAUGUAGAUCAAAGGGUAAAAGAUAUGGAACGAGAGUAUCUCGAUUUUCUAGACGAUGCUGAAGAUCAGGGAAUUUAUUCAAAUUUAGUCAAAAACAUGAUCGAAGAAAAUAAAUACCGACUUUUUGUCAAUAUCAAUGACUUGAGACGGAAAAAUCCUCAACGAGCUAUUAACUUGCUUGAAAAUUCCUUCGAAGAACAGAUGGCUUUUCAAAAUGCAUUGAAACAAUUUGUUUCUACCCUUGACACUGAUUACGCUAAAGGAAAUGUUGAUUUUUUUAUUGGGUUUGAAGGAAGUUUUGGUAACCGUCAUGUUACCCCAAGAACACUGACCUCUAGAUUCUUAUCCAACCUCGUCUGUGUUGAAGGAAUCGUCACUAAAUGUUCAUUGGUAAGACCAAAAAUAGUUAGGAGCGUACACUACUGUAGUACUACAAAAAGUGUUAUGGAACGAGCUUAUACGGAUUUAACGUCUUACGAUGCUUUUCCUGGAUCAGCAGUUUAUCCCACCGCGGACGCUGAUGGCAAUCCAUUGGAAACAGAGUUUGGGUUGUCGACGUACAAAGACCACCAAACUCUUUCAAUUCAAGAGAUGCCUGAAAAAGCACCCGCUGGACAAUUACCACGAAGUGUCGAUAUUGUUUGUGAUAACGACUUGGUUGAUUUAUGCAAGCCAGGAGACCGAUUGAGCAAAGACGCCACCUUGACGAUAUCCCACGACGAUGUAGCGCUGUGUAAAAAAUUAGCGAAGCACAAUCCACGGAAAGAUAUCUUCGAAUUACUCAGCAGAUCAUUAGCUCCCUCAAUUCACGGUCACGCGUACAUAAAAAAAGCAAUUCUGUGCUUGCUUCUCGGGGGUAUUGAAAAGAUUCUUCCAAACGGAACGAGGCUCAGAGGAGAUAUAAAUAUUCUGCUAAUUGGAGAUCCUUCAGUAGCUAAAUCUCAAUUGCUGCGAUACGUUCUCUGUACAGCACCGCGAGCUAUUCCAACAACAGGUCGUGGAUCAUCAGGUGUCGGUUUGACAGCUGCAGUUACUUCUGACCAAGAAACAGGCGAAAGAAGACUUGAAGCUGGUGCCAUGGUGCUCGCUGAUCGAGGAGUCAUUUGUAUCGACGAAUUUGACAAAAUGUCUGACAUUGACAGAACUGCUAUCCACGAAGUCAUGGAGCAGGGAAGAGUCACCAUUGCUAAAGCUGGUAUUCACGCGAGUUUGAACGCUCGUUGCUCCGUUUUGGCCGCUGCUAACCCGGUGUACGGUCGUUACGAUCAGUACAAAACACCCAUGGAGAAUAUUGGACUUCAGGAUUCCUUGUUAUCACGUUUUGAUUUGCUGUUUGUUAUUUUGGAUCUCGUUGACCCCGAGCAGGAUCGUAUUAUCAGUGACCAUGUUGUCAGAAUGCACAGAUAUCGCAACGCGAAUGAACAAGACGGUGAAGCUUUGCCGCUCAACAGUAACCUUGAUAUUCUGAGUACAAAAAAUCCAGACGCUGUUGAAGUGGAAGAUGAGAACGAGAGCCCGAUCUACGAAAAAUAUGACCCGCUGUUACACGGAAAAUCACGGUCUAAAACAGAUCAAAUACUCAGUAUUAAAUUUAUGCGAAAGUAUAUUCACAUUGCCAAGUGCAUGAAGCCAAAGUUGACCGAGGAAGCCAGUAAAACGAUUGCCGAUGAGUACUCACGUCUCAGAUCAGAGGACAUGGUAGAGUCUGAUGUUGCAAGGACCCAACCGAUAACUGCGCGUACUCUUGAAACGUUGAUUCGUUUGUCGACGGCCCAUGCUAAAGCGCGUCUAUCCAAAACUGUCACUGUAGACGAUGCAAAUGCUGCUAUUGAGCUUGUCCAGUUUGCGUAUUUCAAACGAGUGCUUGAAAAAGAAAAGAAGAAGCGCAGGAGACGAGAAAGUGAGAUGAGCACUGACGGUGAAACUGAAGAACCUAGGAAGACCAAGCGCAGCAGAAAAAAUCGCGACGCGGCUGGUGAAGAUGGUCAUGAUCCCUACGAAUAUGACAGCGAUGAUGAUUCCCAUGUUGACGAGGCUGUGAGAAAAGUAACGCGCUCUCAAACUGCUACCCGGGAAACUCCGAUUGCAGAAGAAGAUGAAGCAGAUGUCGCUAUGGCUGAAGAGGAAACACCCGCAGAUAUUACUGAUAGCAGAUUACAAACAUUCCAGAGCUUGCUGCAUAAAUUGUUCCAACAACAACGUUCGCAAGCUCUUCCUCUGGAAAAAGUCAAAGAGUUUGUUAAUAAAAACCACAGCCCCGAAUUCACUGGCGGAGAAAUAAAAGCUGCUUUGAACAAGAUGACUGAAAAUAAUCAAAUUAUGCUUGCAGAUGAUCAAGUCUUUCUUAUUUAA